Messenger RNA from Sphaeroforma arctica JP610, 549 nucleotides. RefSeq lists its product as hypothetical. The record is from RefSeq and is a predicted model, not a curated record. NCBI's taxonomy places the organism in Eukaryota, Ichthyosporea, Ichthyophonida. The annotation marks the transcript as partial. The transcript is spliced from 2 exons.
GCAGGUGUCUUCUUUCUCACCGAACACUUUGCAGCCACACAACAAGAGCCUCAGCAUCAAUAUCUCGCAGGCGUCGCAGCUGAAGAUCAAAUCGAACACAAACUCAACCUUUGUGACUAGUCCCAAUCCAACGCCACCGCUCUCAGCCAACCCACCACCAAGCGUACUGGCGCCAACAUCGAAACAAGUUAGGGCCAGUCUACUGCCAGCCGUAGCGCAACAUAAGAGACCCAUUGUGGCCUAUAACCAACUCGCGUCAAAGCAGAUCAUAGAGGCCGGGGGUGGUGUGAGCGUGGCCAAGGAGGCGCUGCUGCAGUCGUAUCUGGAACAGUGGACGCCGAGCGAUGCGGUGAUGCAGCGAAUGGCCGAUGUGCUGGAGCAGACCGAGAAUAUCUAUGCAAAUGCCCGGAAGUGCAGGAACCUUGGUAUCAAGCGGGCUACAAGGGUGGGGUCGUACGCGCAAGAAACCAUUCUCAUGGCGAACAAUGCUAUUGACAUUGUUAUAGAAGCUGCCGACGGAGAGGACCUCCGUCAAACAACCUCGAAGGU